Molecule: messenger RNA, 888 nt
Organism: Zea mays
Lineage: Eukaryota; Viridiplantae; Streptophyta; Magnoliopsida; Poales; Poaceae
Product: Mediator of RNA polymerase II transcription subunit 30
Exons: 3
Coding region: 101-631 (176 amino acids)
Cellular component (GO): mediator complex
Source: RefSeq, marked provisional
CGAGCCUGUGGAGUGGCCCGGAAAGUGGGGUUUCGCCGGCGGGCUGAGAGGAGCGGUAGAUUGGUGGCAGCGGCGACCUAGGGUUCCGGUGAGUGCAUCCAUGGCCUCCGAGGCGGCGCGACGGCGGCAGGAGGUGGCGGUGGAGGGGCAGCGGCACCUGGAGGAGACCAUCGCAGCCGCGUUCCAGAUCCUCGUAUCCAUGAACGACGAGCUCUGCAACGCCGGUCUCUGGUCCUCCUCUUCCGUAUCGGCAGCAGCAGCUGCUGCCGCUUCCGCUGGCUCCCAGCACCACCAAUCGGCUACUCCGCCGCCGCCACACUCUGCGGAUUCCGACGCUGCCGACGCAGGGGGCGCACCCGGCCCUGGCGGGUCGCUCGACGAGGCGAGGCACCGCUACAAGUCAGCCGUGGUGGCGCUGCGGGACUCCAUCUCUGCUGUGUCGUCCUGCCCUCAGGACAUUGGUUCAACAGAAUCUGAAGUUGACCAGGCGGAGAUUGAGAGAUUGGAAGAGCAUGCUUCUGCUUUAAGAAAGGAAAUUGAAAGCAAAAACAAGCAAGUAAAGCUCCUCAUGGAUCAGCUCCGUGACCUAAUAACUGACGUAGCCAUGUGGCAGAGCCCUUGCUCUGUGUGAAGUGUGAACUGUGAAGUGUCAAAGAGACCCUAGCUGGACGUCUGGUAAAGGCAUAUUGUGCAUGUUGGGUAACUGACUACUUGGCAGUUGGAAGGGAGAAAUAGAUGGGAUAUGACUGGGCUUCACGAAAAAAAACAUAAAGUUUUCCUCUCUAUACCAACUAAAAUUGUGUUGGGUCAUCGAUGCAAAUGCACAUAGGCUGUAAUAUGUUGGAUAUGAAUGUUAUUUUGGACGAGUGUAGAUACGCGUAUCCUUUG